This is a messenger RNA of Armigeres subalbatus, 2478 nucleotides long. RefSeq lists its product as uncharacterized. The coding region runs from base 1 to 2478 and encodes 825 amino acids. Gene Ontology annotation, molecular function: nucleic acid binding. NCBI's taxonomy places the organism in Eukaryota, Metazoa, Arthropoda, Insecta, Diptera, Culicidae. The record is from RefSeq and is a predicted model, not a curated record. The transcript is spliced from 2 exons.
AUGGCGUUAAAACGGUUCCUUCACUUGGAGCGCAAACUUGAAAGGCAACCGGAACUGAAGGAACAGUAUUCGCAGUUUAUAGCAGAGUACGAGCAGUUAGGCCACAUGCGAGAGAUACAGGAAGAGCCAAACGAGAACGUGGGAUCGGUAUAUUAUUUACCACAUCAUAGCGUGCUGAGGCCUACCAGUACGACGACUAAGCUAAGAGUCGUAUUCGAUGGAUCUGCCAAGACGACCACAGGUGUCUCGAUCAAUGAUGUACUUAUGACGGGACUGACAAUCCAAAACGAUCUGGCUGCAAUUCUUCUUCGUUUUCGAGGAUUUCGAUACGUCUUUACGUUAGACAUUCCGAAAAUGUUCCGCCAGGUUGGAAUACAUCCGCAAGACGCCAGCUAUCAACGUAUAUUCUGGCGAUACAACCGAAACGAUCCUCUGACCGUACGAGAGCUAUUGACGGUUACAUACGGCUUGGGGCCGUCGCCGUUUCAAGCAACCAUGGCGCUGAGGCAAACUGCUGUUGACCACAAGGAUGAGUUUCCAGAAGCAGCUAAGAUAUUUGAAAGGGGUACAUACAUGGAUGACAUCCUGACGGGCGCCGAUACUUUACCCAAGGCGUGUCAACUUCAACGUGAUGUGACGGAGUUACUGGCGAAGGGCUGUUUUGGUGCUCAUAAGUGGUGUGCUAAUCAUUCGGACAUUGUUCAAAACAUUCCUGAAGAGCUACGAGGUAACUCUGUUGAAGUAACGGACGACAAUUCCAAAACGAUGGUAAAGACUCUGGGCGUGGCAUGGAAUCCAAUUCAGGAUUGGUUUUCCGUGUCAGUUCCAGACUACGAUGAUGUGGAUGGAUUAACUCGUAGAAGGCUCCUGAGUCAACUAGCAAAAAUUUUCGAUCCUCUGGGCUUCUUUGGUCCGGUGAUAACAACAGCGAAGCUUAUUCUGCGAGAGGUUGGCGAAUUGCAAAUUGAUUGGGAUGAUCUAGUCCCUUCCGACGUUGGUUCCAAAUGGCGGUGUUUUCGAAUCGAGAUGAAGAUGCUGCAGCAGGUACAGCUGCCGAGGUGGAUAUCCUGGGAUAAUAGUCUCAAACUUGAACUGCACGGAUUUGCGGAUGCUUCGGAUUCGGCGUACGGAGCAUGCCUGUAUACGCGUGCCAUUUUUCCUGAUGGCUCAAUCCAAAUGCGGCUUGUAUACAGUAAAUCUCGCAUUCUACCGAAGAAAAAGUUUAGAAAUAAAGCCAUCACAACCCCACGGGCUGAACUGCUGGCGGCAUUGCUGCUAUCUAAAAUGGUUGUAAAGUUGUUGAAUGCCAUGGAAUUGGAAUUCGAGUCGAAGUUUCUUUGGAGCGAUUCGAAAAUUGCACUAGCGUGGAUAAAGAAAGCUCCUAACACGUUACACACUUACGUGUCGAAUAGGGUCGCCGAAAUACAAAAACUGACACAAUGUUGCAGCUGGAAAUAUAUUCCCACCAACGAAAACCCCGCCGAUCUAAUAUCUCGCGGCGAGCAUCCGAAGAAAUUGAUUGAAUCGAAUAUAUGGUGGAAUGGACCAUCAAUGCUCAACUGCCUUUCUGUAGCUGAAAAGGCCGAAGAAGCCGAGAUGCUAGACGAAGAGUUGCCGGAAUUGCGUUCUGGUGUAGUGCUAACUGCGACCGCUCCUGUUGAACGACUGUCUAUUUUUGACAAGGUCAGCAGUUUUUUGAAGAUCGUUCGUAGCAUGGCCUACUUAACACGUUUCCUGAAUUACAUUAUGUCCAAGAAGAAGAAUGUUAUCAAAGGCUCACUCACUGCUGACGAAAUUAGUAAAUCGAUACUUUUGAUAGUGCGGUUGAUUCAACAGGAAACUUUCAAACCAGAAAUCCUUGCAUUGAUGAGUGGCGAGAAUACCAAACAUCGUCUCAACGGAUUGAAGGCUUUCAUAGACCCCGAAGACGGCAUUUUACGUGUAGGUGGAAGACUCAAACGAGCCUUUAUACCAUAUGAUAGUCGUCAUCAAAUGCUACUGCCUUCUAAACAUCCAGUCACCGAAGCACUCAUACAAUAUUUGCACUUGGAAAACUCGCACAUCGGGCAGAAGGGUCUGCUCGCGAUUGUGCGGCAACGAUCAAACCCUUUGAAGACAACGCAAAUGAUGGGUGACCUGCCAUCAUAUCGCAUCCGUCCUGCUCCUGUCUUCACGAACACCGGUGUGGACUACGCCGGACCAUUUUUUAUUAAAUCUUCUUCAGCUGCUCGCAAGCCCCAAAUAACAAAGGCAUAUGUAAGCUUAUUUGUGUGUAUGCAGACCCGUGCUAUACACCUAGAAUUAGUUUCUGAUCUGACGACCGAUGCGUUCCUAGCGGCUCUAAGGCGCUUCACAAGUCGACGAGGAUUACCGAAAACGAUGCAUUCCGACAACGCAACCAACUUUUUGGUGCAUGUUCUGAGUUGCAUGAAUUGUGGCAGUUAUUUCAAAACCAGAGCGCUACCGGAAAAAUUUUGA